Molecule: messenger RNA, 1230 nt
Organism: Cicer arietinum (chickpea)
Lineage: Eukaryota; Viridiplantae; Streptophyta; Magnoliopsida; Fabales; Fabaceae
Source: RefSeq, a predicted model, not a curated record
UUAUGGUAUAAAAUGGAAGCAUGGGUGGAUGAUUAGCAAUGGUUAGGCAAUCGACAGUUCGACACGGCAUCUCCUUCUUCUUCAUCAGCUGAGUUGAGAGUUGAGAGACGGCAGCAUGGCAACUACAGCAAACCUCAACUUGUGGUCAAUCCUAUCUGAAUCGAAGCGAAUAAUCAACGCCCACUCCCGUCACUUCCUCGCUCUCUCCGUUUUCUUCCUUCUUCCCCUCUCCUUCUCCCUUAUCGUCUCCCCCACUAUCAUCCACCUCCUCACCCCUUCUAAUUCAUCCACCAUCCACAUCCUUCUUCGCCUAGCCCACACACAAGCCCAAGCCCAAGUCCAAGCUCAAACCACUUUUCUCAAUUCCCCCUUUCCCUUCCCACUCCUCUUACUAUCCCUCUUCCUCUUAAUCUUCUCCCUCUCCGCCCUCGCCACCAUCACCCACAGCAUCUUCCACGGCUUCUUCGGUCGUCCCGUUAAACUCAUCUCCGCCUUCACCUCCCUCCUCUCCUCCUUCCUCCCUCUCCUCACCACCUUCAUCCUCUCCCACCUCAUCCUCUUCUCCCUUUCUCUCCCAAUCCCCCUCUUCCUCCUAACCCCCUCCUUCUCUUUCUCUUCAAUCACCCUCACCCUCACUGCCUACGCCCUCUUCCUCCCACUCAUCUUCGUCCUCUUCUACCUCCGUAUUUCAUGGACCCUUGCCUCCGUCAUCGCCGUCGUCGAACGAACCUGGGGCUUUCAACCUCUCCGCCGGAGCGCCGCUCUGAUGAAGGGAAUGAAAUCAGUCGGCGUCUCUUGCUUGUUGUUUUUCGCUUCUUUGGAAGGAAUUAUGCUGUGGAGCGGUUCCCUUCUUGCUGAAGUGGCUUCUUCUGAUAGAGGUUCGUGGAGGGAUUGGGCUUUUGUGGUUCAGAUUGUGUUGACUUCCACCGUGCUCACGAUCUUGAUGCUUUACAACGUCGCUGCAAACACCGUGCUGUAUAUGUACUGUAAGGCGGUUCAUGGUGAGCUGGCAUCGGAGAUUGCGGAGGAGUUUGCGUGGCAGUAUGUGAGCUUGCCUUUUGAUGAUAGCAAAGUCCCUCAUGUUGUGUCUGUCGUUCAUGUGUGAGUGGCUGUAAUGUAACAUACACACAUAUAUAUAUAUAUAUAUCUGUACUCACUAUUUCCCAAAUUUUGUAUAAAUGAUGAUGUGAUGGAUGAAAAAGUAACAUGUUAGUGUUAGAUCGUGCAAAA